This is a messenger RNA of Synchiropus splendidus (mandarinfish), 802 nucleotides long. RefSeq names its product maternal B9.10 protein-like. Gene Ontology annotation, cellular component: nucleus; cytoplasm. The transcript is spliced from 4 exons. Lineage: Eukaryota; Metazoa; Chordata; Actinopteri; Syngnathiformes; Callionymidae. The record is from RefSeq and is a predicted model, not a curated record. Gene Ontology annotation, biological process: negative regulation of cell population proliferation; negative regulation of mitotic cell cycle. The coding region runs from base 1 to 798 and encodes 265 amino acids.
AUGAAGGAGGAGAUCGCCGCCGCCGUCUUCUUCGUGGCGCGCCUGGUGAAGAGAUACGGUUGUGUGGACAACGACAGCAGAGAACGCUUCGCUGCUGCUCUCACCUCGUCUCUCUUCGAGAACUACAAGAACCACUGGCACCCGAGCGUCCCGGCACGGGGUCAGGCCUACAGGUGUCUACGGAUGAACAGGGUCCAGCUUCAGGACCCGGUUCUGCUGCAGGCAUGUGAACGGAGCUCAGUCCGUUACGAAGACCUGGGUCUGCCUCAGGAGCUGACGGUCUGGGUCGACCCAGGAGAGGUGUCCUGCCGGUACGGGGAGCACGGAACCCCUUUCUGUGUGUCGCUGGUGGACGGGAGUCGCCGUGGGGAUGGAGAGUUUCCUCGCCGCAUCAAUGACGCAGUGGAGCGAGCGAGUUUGGACGUCCAGUCUGGGAGCUCUUCAGAUGAGGACGAGGGAGCCGACAACAGUCUGAGCAGCUGCGGCAGUUCACUGGCUUCAUCUUUGGGGUCAACAACCAACCCCGAACCAAAAAGCAUCCCGACCGUCAGCAACCCCAACAGUGUCUAUAGGGUGAGGUUCAGCGAGUUCGCUCCUGGAGCGCCUCAGACGUGGCUCAACCACCCGAAGAGGAAGACCUUUCCCGCCGACGCCUUCCCACCACAAGCGCCUCCACCAGCAGGAGGCGCUGCGCCGCAGUUCCCAGCCCAGAAACCCUUCAAACCUUACCGAGCCACUUUUACCUUUACUGGGCCCCGCGUGGACAAGUACCACUGGGUCAGCAAGUCCCGGUCGUAGCGGU